AUGUUCUAUUCAGAGACUCUCCUAUCCAAAACGGGCCCGCUGGCCCGCGUGUGGCUGUCCGCCAACAUCGAGCGCAAACUGUCCAAGUCGCACAUCCUUCAGUCUGACAUUGAAAGCAGUGUCAAUGCAAUUGUUGAUCAGGGCCAAGCGCCCAUGGCCUUGCGACUGAGCGGUCAGCUGUUGCUUGGUGUUGUGCGUAUUUACAGCCGUAAAGCGCGCUAUCUUUUGGAUGAUUGUAAUGAAGCCUUGAUGAAGAUCAAAAUGGCUUUCCGACUCACAAACAACAAUGACUUGACAACAACAGUGGUGGCACCAGGUGGCAUCACCCUGCCUGAUGUGCUGACCGAAUCUGAUCUGUUCACCAACCUGGAUACAUCUCUUCUUUUCCCCCAGAACCUAGACCUGGAGCCUGCAGGCAAACAGCCUGGCUCAUUGGACUUUGGUAGCCAACUACUUGGAGAUAGCAGUUUCCGCCGAUCCAUGUCCCAGGAGCCUCUCCGUCUUGAAGACCCCUCGUUGGUUGACCUGGACUUUGGUGAGCCUUUCGGAAACGACACGACUAUGGAAAUUGGUCGAGAUGCACCUGCACCUCGACCUAUGGAAGAGGACCUUCACAGUGACUCUGGAAAGCUCAUUGACAAUGAUGACCUGGCCCUCGACAUUGGCGAUGAUGGUGCUCCGUUGGAUAACAUGGAUAUUGAUAAUGACGACCACAUGAAUGAUAUUAUGGAUGCCCCGAUGGACUUUGGAGGCGAGGAUGACUUUGGGGGUCAGACCCCGCGCGCCAAUGGCGACCGAUUCAACCGUGAUACCGAAAGCCCUUUGUCUGACGCAGGAUCCGUUCAAAUGCAUCAACUUGAAGAGGAAUACAACCGUGACAUCUCUGCCACACCCGAAGUUACUGCAGCUCAGCACGCCCAGCGUGCCAAGCGUCAGAAGGUCCAGAAUCUCAUUCCCGCAGACAUACAACCGCAUUUCUCUAAUAGCCAGGUUAAGGAGCAGCAAGCCGAUCGCUCUGCCAUCCUAAAGCCCGCCUCUUUCCUGCCUCGUGACCCUGUUCUUCUCACACUUAUGACCCGCCAACAGAACGGCGAUUUCGUAUCCAGCAUCUUUGGCGAGGAUCGUGGUCGUGGGUGGGCUCCUGAGCUGCGUGGGUUGUUGUCUCUAGACUCGGUGAAGAAGGCUGGCGAGCUGAAGAGAAAGCGUGACAGUGGUAUCUCUGAUAUGGAUGUGGCAGCUGCUGAUGUUCCUGAGUUGGAACUCGGUGACGAUGAAGCUAUUGUUGCCCUUGACGAGGGCAUUGGUCUCGAUACAACUCUCAACCAGCGGUCUGAAAUUGACUUCCCUGGAGAUGAAGCCCAGGAUCUGCACCUCAGUGAGGAUGAAGGGAUGGAUGCGCCUCUGGAUGAAAUGGAAGACACCAUUCGCCCCGUGGACAACGAGCCUGUAUCUAUUGGUACAAAGCAUGCUGUUCACAUUCUGCGCGAGCAGCUGGGUGACCACGCUUCUUCUCAGAAGAAGAAUGUCUUGUUCCAAGAUCUGCUUCCCGAGCAGCGCUCUAGUAAGGCCGACGCGACGAGAAUGUUCUUCGAAGUCUUGGUAUUAGCCACCAAGGAUGCUGUCAAGGUCGACCAGUCCUCUAAGUCGAUUGGUGCUCCUCUCAAAAUCGGUGGCAAGCAGGCGCUGUGGGGCUCAUGGGCCGAGGAGAACGCUGCUGGUGCUGCCAGCCAGCUGAGCCAGGUUCUGUAG
This is a messenger RNA of Penicillium pulvis, 1749 nucleotides long. RefSeq names its product kleisin alpha. Gene Ontology annotation, biological process: synaptonemal complex assembly; replication-born double-strand break repair via sister chromatid exchange; mitotic sister chromatid cohesion. The transcript is spliced from 2 exons. The record is from RefSeq and is a predicted model, not a curated record. Lineage: Eukaryota; Fungi; Ascomycota; Eurotiomycetes; Eurotiales; Aspergillaceae. Gene Ontology annotation, molecular function: chromatin binding; protein binding. Gene Ontology annotation, cellular component: cohesin complex; synaptonemal complex. Bases 1 to 1749 code for a protein of 582 amino acids.